Episyrphus balteatus (marmalade hoverfly) is the source of this 281-nucleotide messenger RNA. RefSeq names its product DNA repair protein SWI5 homolog. Bases 1 to 252 code for a protein of 83 amino acids. Lineage: Eukaryota; Metazoa; Arthropoda; Insecta; Diptera; Syrphidae. The record is from RefSeq and is a predicted model, not a curated record. The transcript has a single exon.
AUGUCAGAAAUUGAAAUGGAUGAUGAUGGUGCACAGAAUGUUGAGCUUGAAGAGAUGUUGGAUACAUUGAAGCAACAACAUGGAAAUGAAAUUAUCAAAAAUGAAGAUGAUCAGAAAAAGGAAAUUAUGAAUUUAUUGCAUGAUUUUAAUAAAAUCAAAGAUGCAACACAAGUGGUAUUGGGUGCAUUGGCUAAUAUCGAUGGGGUGACAAUUAAGGAUAUGCAUUUGAAAUAUAAUUUACCAAUUGAUUAAAAAUUCAAAUUUGAAACAAAUUUUUGAAA